Molecule: messenger RNA, 1935 nt
Organism: Camelina sativa (false flax)
Lineage: Eukaryota; Viridiplantae; Streptophyta; Magnoliopsida; Brassicales; Brassicaceae
Product: protein SENSITIVE TO PROTON RHIZOTOXICITY 1
Biological process (GO): response to acidic pH; response to aluminum ion
Source: RefSeq, a predicted model, not a curated record
UGUAACAUGAGCCCCGCUCUGGCGCUGCUUCUUCCUCUCUCUCUCUCUCUCUCUCUCUCUCUAUCAUCAUCAUCACUUUCUUUAUCUAAUCUCUCUUCUUUUAAAGCGGCCAUUGGAGCUCUCCAAGUUCUAUCUUAACCUUUACUUGUUGUGGUGAUUUUGAUUUUUUUUAAUCUCUCUCUCUUUCUCUUUCAAGUGAAUUUUGAAUUCUGUUUUAUUGUUUUCUUUAUUGAAAUCAAAAUGGAAACUGAAGACGAUUUGUGCAACCAGACCAAUUGGGGAAGCUCUUCUUCUAAACUGCGGGAGCCUUGUUCAUCGGACCAGGCUUUCUCGGGUUUCACGACGCAGCAGAAGUGGGAAGAUGUUUCGAUCUUGGAUUAUGAGAUGGGUGGUGUGGAGCCUGCUGCUUUGCAAGUUUUCGACGACAUGAAAGCUUCAGGGCAAGCUAACGUUGAUUUCCUUCAAGGUGUGAGGGCUCAAGCUUGGGAUCCGAGGACGAUGCUUAGUAAUCUAUCUUUCAUGGAGGAGAAGAUUCACCAGUUGCAGGAUCUUGUUCAUCUGCUUGUUGGACGAGGUGGUGGGCAGCAGCUUCAACAAGGAGGUCGUCAAGACGAGCUGGCGCAGCAGCAGCUUAUAACUACGGAUCUUACUUCCAUAAUCAUACAGCUGAUUUCAACUGCAGGUAGUCUUCUUCCAUCUGUUAAGCAUAAUAUGUCAACACCUCCGGGUCCAUACACUGGGCAGCCCGGUUCAGCCAUGUUCCCUUAUGCAAGGGAGGCUAAUAACGUUGCUUCACAGAGCCUAAACAACAACAACAACAACAACAACAACAACAACUCUUCUGGUGCCCAAGAGUUCGAUUUGCCUAAGCCGGUCGUUCUUGUUGAUGAGAGAGAUAGCCAUGUUGUGGAGGAACAUGAAAUGAAAGACGAAGAUGAUGCCGAGGAAGGGGAGAACCUUCCUCCUGGUUCAUACGAGAUAUUGCAACUUGAGAAAGAGGAGAUUCUCGCACCGCAUACCCACUUCUGUACGAUAUGUGGCAAAGGUUUCAAGAGAGACGCGAAUCUGAGGAUGCAUAUGAGAGGGCAUGGAGAUGAGUACAAAACUGCAGCUGCUCUUGCCAAACCGAACAAAGAAUCUGUACCCGGGUCUGAGCCGUUGCUGAUCAAGAGGUACUCUUGCCCAUUCCUGGGUUGCAAACGUAACAAGGAGCACAAAAAGUUCCAGCCUUUGAAAACGAUCCUAUGCGUGAAGAACCACUAUAAACGCACCCACUGCGAUAAAAGCUUCACUUGCAGCCGGUGCCAUACCAAGAAGUUCUCUGUCAUAGCAGACCUGAAAACUCACGAGAAGCAUUGCGGGAAAAACAAGUGGCUCUGUUCCUGUGGUACAACAUUUUCAAGGAAAGACAAGCUGUUUGGUCACAUAGCUCUGUUCCAGGGACACACGCCUGCGAUCCCCCUUGAAGAGACAAAGCCUUCAGCCGGUACAUCUGCUCAGAGAGAGAGCUCUGAAGGCGGGAACAACAACCAAGGAAUGGUUGGCUUCAAUCUCGGUUCUGCACCUAAUGCCAACCAAGAAACCGCACAGCCUGGAAUGACGGAUGGGAAGAUGAGUUUUGAGGAGUCUUUCUCGCCGAUGAACUUUGAUACAUGUAAUUUUGGAGGGUUCCAUGAGUUCCCGCGACUGAUGUUUGAUGAUUCAGAGAGUUCAUUUCAAAUGCUUAUUGCAAAUGCCUGUGGUUUCUCGCCCAGGAGUGUUGGGGAGUCUGUUUUAGAUACUAGUCUCUAAGGCAUUACUAUAUAUGUUAAAAGAGUAUUAUUAAGUUAUGUAAGAUGUUCUAGUUUUUAGCCUUUUUAGCAGCUCUUUUAUGUCUGUAAUUUGUUUUCGCCAGAAUAAUAUCAGGAAAGCAAAAAGUGGAUUUCCUUUUUAAAA